GCAGGCAGCAGCAGCAGGUGCAGCUGCUGGUGACAAGAAGGCGAAGGGUCAGCAGAAGCAGAGGCAAGUCGACGCCCAGGGCCCCUCGAGGGACCAGCAAAAGCAACAGAAGGGCAAGGGGGACAAGGGCGACAAGAAGAAACAGCAGCAGCAACAGCAAAAGGGUGAGGAAAAGAAGGUGCAGCAAAAGCAGCAGCAGGGCAAGAAGAAGAAGGAGGGCAGCGAGGAGGAGCUGGAAGAGGAGGAGGAGGAGGGCAGCGAGGAGGAGGGCCUGGAGCUCGGGACUGAGGAGGAGGAGGAGAGCGGGGACGAGGGCGAGGAGGAGGAGGAGAGCGAGGAGGAGGACGAUGAGGGCGAGGAGGAGGAGGUUGAUGAGGAGGCGAGGGCGCGGGAGCGCUGGGCUCGUGCUCGUGGCAUGCUGGCUUCCGACAGCAGCGAGGAGGAGGGCGAGGAGGGCGAGGGGGAGUACGACAGCGCCGAUGAGCCCCUCACGGAAGAGGAGGAGGAG
Molecule: messenger RNA, 508 nt
Organism: Astrephomene gubernaculifera
Lineage: Eukaryota; Viridiplantae; Chlorophyta; Chlorophyceae; Chlamydomonadales; Astrephomenaceae
Source: the annotation of a GenBank genome assembly